AUGCAUUUGUUCUUCCAAAAAUGGGAAGUGGAAGGUCUGCAGACUCUCGGCAUCCUCUUGGUUGUAUGCAGCUCGCUAAAACUUAUGCACUUUCUCGGGCUUAUCGAUCUGUCCGUGGAAGGUAAUCCUUCCAACAGCCAAAGCAAAAAAACCAUAAAGCAGCGAUUCCUCAAGCUGCUGCCAUGCUGCAAACCCACGGUGGUCCCCUCAAUAAGUGAAAGCAACGUGGAGGAUGACUUUGAGCUGUCCACUGUGUGCCACCGCCCGGAGAGCAUGGACAAGCUGCAGGAGCAGACCAAGUUCUCCAAGAAGGAGCUGCAGGUCCUCUACAGGGGCUUCAAGAAUGAGUGUCCCAGCGGCGUGGUGAACGAGGAAAACUUUCAGAACAUUUACUCACAGUUCUUCCCUCAGGGAGAUUCAAGUAUGUAUGCACAUUUCCUGUUCGAAGCGUUUGACACAAACAAAAAUGGUUCAGUUAGUUUUGAGGAUUUCGUAUUCGGCUUGUCGAUAAUUCUCAGAGGGACUGUUAAUGACCGGCUAAACUGGGCAUUCAAUCUCUAUGACCUCAACAAAGAUGGAUGCAUCACAAAAGAUGAGAUGCUGGACAUAAUGAAGUCCAUCUAUGACAUGAUGGGGAAAUAUACGUACCCAACUAUGCAGGAAGAUGCACCGAGGGAACACGUAGAGACUUUUUUUCAGAAAAUGGAUAGAAAUAAAGAUGGUGUAGUGACUAUAGACGAAUUUAUUGAGUCUUGCAAAAAGGACGAAAACAUUAUGCUGUCCAUGCAGCUGUUUGAUAAUGUCAUCUAA
This is a messenger RNA of Knipowitschia caucasica, 810 nucleotides long. Lineage: Eukaryota; Metazoa; Chordata; Actinopteri; Gobiiformes; Gobiidae. The record is from the annotation of a GenBank genome assembly.